Molecule: messenger RNA, 6010 nt
Organism: Coturnix japonica (Japanese quail)
Lineage: Eukaryota; Metazoa; Chordata; Aves; Galliformes; Phasianidae
Source: RefSeq, a predicted model, not a curated record
UCAAAGAGUCUUCACCUGGAGCUCUGUGAAGCCUCUUCUGCUUACAAUUCUUAUUAGGUGAAAACAAUGUUUUCCACUGAAGUCCUUAGAAAUGUUCUCUAUCAGGUCUAAGUCUCCCUCAUAAUCCAACCAAACUGUUGUUAUUGAAAUCAUCUCUGGCUUAUUUGCAGCCACAGAUCUUAAAGACGGGCUGAUAUAAUUUCCACAUGGGAGCUUAUGGGAUACCACUAGCAUUUGUCUAUCCACAAUCAGCAACAGCAUGCACUGCAGGCUUUGUAUUUUGCUCUUCUGCUCAACUACAGCUUUAUAGCUUUGUUUCCUGCACUUGCAAGUGCCCCUCUGGGGGAAUACGGUUUAAAAAGACAUGUAAAAUGAUCACUACUAAUAGCUAAUAAGGAAUCAGAAAAGAGACAGUUGCAGUGAAGUGGUACCAACAAACAUACUUUCUCUAAGAGGUCUAGGUCUGGCCUUAAUUAGAUGGAACAGCAAGAGGGCAUUCAGCCAUCUACGUCAAUUAAAAGCCUUUAUUCAUAAAGAAAAUACAAAACUGGCUUUGAUCGAGAAAACUAAGAGAAGUUCACCUUGUUCCUUGCGCUUCCAGUUUUUAGCCAUGGAAAAAGAAUCUCCCACCAAAUCUCACCAACUACUGAGAAAAUCCUUUCUUCAAAUGAAGCUUCCCUGAAACAAGUGGCAUUUUCCAUCAAAGAGGGGGCUUUUUGUUCCUGUUUUUCAUUGCUUUGGCCUAUUUAUAGCCUAUGUUCCUCUAUUGAAAUUGGGCGCAUUUUUGAGUUCUGGGGCUAAUAGCACUGUAUAUGCUGAGUCAGUGCUGCUGGCUGGCACAUCCUUCUAUCACCAAGGCAAUACCACCCCAUGUUACAAGAACCAACCACUCUGGAAAUAGCCGCCUUGUGACUCACUCAGUUACAAGAACAUCCUUGACGAUGCCAGCUCUGAUAGAAGGUUACUGAAGAAUGCCCCAGAGCAGCAGCAACACAGUUGGCAGCCUCCAAUUCUCACAGUGCCACUUAGAAAAACCCCAGCUCCUGCUGAAGCUGAACAGCAAAGGCUGUUGGAAGAUGUUCUUCCCAGUUGCCAUCCACUCCCUAAAGACUUAAGGAUGAGAUGAAGCUGCAAACUGCAGCAGCACAUCCCCACAAGAUCCUCCAGGGAUGAAAGAUGCUUUUAAAAUCCAGAGACAUCAAAUGCUCAUCUCCAGUAACACUGGACUCUGCUUGCAUAGGGUUGCUAUGAUGCUGGUGAUGCAUCAGUUUGGCUUACAGCCCUAUUUCAUUAGGGGAAGAGACUUCUCUCAGGGAAGAAAACAAGAGCAGGAGAGCUGGAAUCAGUCAGGCAGCUGUAAAGAAGGAAAAAAAGCCACAGUUUCAAUGAGAGGACUGCUUUCCUUGUGAGGAACAGCAGGAGCUCUGAGCGCUACUUCACUCCCUGCAUCCCUCUCUACGAAGCCCAGCUGGAGAAGCAGCAGAGCACUCUGUAAGUGACACCAAUCUAAUUAAUUAAUGACUCUCAGCAUCGACUCUGUGGCUGCUGGGUUAGCAGGAAGGCAGUAACGAAGGGCCAGGACAGCACGCAACGUCUACUGCUAACUGCUGCAUGCUGCUGACAGCCAGCUCAGUCAUUCAUCACCUCUCCUGCUUUGGGCUACAGCACAGAACAAGUCAGAUUAUUCCGGGUAGAGAAGAUGGCGUGGGAUCCACCCUUGCAGCAUCCUCUCUUCUGGAUGAGGACUUCCCCCCUCUUCUUGUCGUGCUCCAGAGCGGCCGUGGCACAGUUAAUUGAGGCCACCACAGAACCCCCAAAAAAGAAACCGGAUCCUGUCACUUCUGAGACGGUGGUGAUCUGGGGGCUGCGCCUCUGGCAGGUGAUUGGUAUCUUUGCCAUCUUUGUCCUGGCAGUCAUUAUUACCCUGUGCUGUAUCUUCAAGUGCCGGAUUCCCCGGACAAGGAAAGAGAUUGAGGCACGAUAUGCUCAACGGCAAGCAGCCAAGACAUACGCAGACAAACUGGAUACUGUGCCACCACUCAAUGAGCUGACAGAGAUCCCUGGAGCUCAGGUAACAGAAGAGAAAAAGGAAGAAGAAGUUCCCACUGUCUCUGGAAAAGUAGACAAGGCCCAGGGGAAGAAAGAUGCAUCAAAAGACUCUAAGAAGAAGGAUAGUGAGAAGGACCAGAAAGAUGGAUCCAAAAAAGAAGGGAAGGAUGCCAAGAAAAAAGAUGGAGAAAAAGGAGAAAAGGGAGAAAAAGGAGAAAAAGGAGAAAAGGGAGAAAAGGGAGAAAAAGGCAGUAAUGACAAGAAACAAGGUGGUGGAAAGAAAGGUGAAAAAGAAGGUGAAGCAGCAAAAUCAGGAGGAAGCUCCAAAGCUAAUGGCAAAGCUGCUGGGAAUGCCAAAGCUCCAGCAAAGAAGAAGUGACCCUGCUGAAAGACUGCUGGCAGUAUUUUGGGCAGGGCAGUGUGGAUGGAGCACUGGGAGCAGACAGCACCUGCUGUCUCCAGGUACUCAGGCUGUUGAGUGCCAGUAGAUAUACAGAUUGAUUCUAUUUUGAAGACCAUGUCACUACUCUUUUUGUCCAGCAAAGGAAAAUCUGACCUUUUUUAUUUUUUAUUUUUGCUGGGCAGUGGCCUGCAAAAAUAUGCACUAUGUGAUAAUAGCUGGGACUAAACUACAGCCUGAAGUGAGAACCUGGUGUGUGGAUAAGCAUGGAAGCAGACAGUGAUGUGCAUUCCUUAAAUUGAUGGGAGGACAUUGGGAGUUUGUUAAAAUUUACUCUUCAUGAAGACUUAGAGGCUUUUGAUGAACAUACGCUCACCUCCUCCUACAUGAAGUUUGCACAUUUUAGGCAUUAAUUAAAUUCUCAGUGCUAAAACCCAAAGAAUGGAGUUUUUUGAGUCAUAGCUCAUGUGGUUCCUGAGAGUUGGCUUGGACACAUGGGAGAAAGCUUUCCUUCCUUCUCUGAUGCCUCUUUCUCUGAACUGCUGAAGAAUGUACUUCCUUAGACACAAAGCUGCCUAUUUCCCAGGAGACGUAUCCACCUUCUUCUCUUUUCUCAUGCAAGGCACAUCAAUCAAGCUGCAAGAAGAUGUGCAAGGAAUAAAAAGGCAGAUUGCAUCAGUGAUGUGUGAACUGGAGCUGCCCCCUAUUUGUUAUCUCUUCCCAGGAGGCUGCAGAUGUCGAGAGCCCUCUGAGAUGAUAGAGGAGAUAUGAAAGCCCAGCAUGUUGCAGCAGAACUCAGGAUCUCCAGGGUGUAUUCAUGUCUUCUCUCUUCCUAUGUAUAUUUGAAGCCAGGGAUUUUGCUACACUUCCACAUUUCUCUCACCUCCUGCGGAAUUUUCUGAAGUUCUUGUAACAGCAGUGGAUUUUCUCUUUUGUUUUGUAAAUAUCUCAACUAUUUAUGCCUCAAGAUUAGCAGCCAUGAUAGCAUGGAGUAUUCAGGUUCAACAGUACAAACUAUUCACACUAAUGAGAGUUUGCAAGCUAUCAUGAUGACUAAUUCUCUCCCCCCUUUCUGCCGGGCACACUGUGAGUAUAUAGACCAGUGUAAUUUUUUCUGCCAUUAGGGCAAGGAGGGAGCCAAAUGAGUCUCUAUGAUCCCUGUGGUUCCCUUUCAACUUGGAAUAUUCUAGGAUUCUAUGAUCUCCAGUAGGUUAUAAAUCUCAAGCCCCGCUGAGUGAGAUUUAUAUGAAUCCAUCCAUUUUCUAUCUGUAAUGUGGUGUCAGCACACAGAAAACUGAUAUAUCCCUGCAAAGACAUUUCUCACUUGUCCCAUCGCACCUUUCUCUUUUCUCCCUUUCAACCCAUCCCAUUCUUAAUGCAAGGGUUACUAUUUUCUGCUGUAUUAAUGAGGUAAUCAGCUCAUGAAAGGCCUCAAAACCACUACAGCUUGUGAAGGGAUUCUGUAGGAUUUCUAGACUCAUUGAACAUCCCAAUGGGAUGGGACUCAUAAGGAUCAUCAAGUCCAACUCAUAAGCUUGAGUAACAAGGAUGGGAAAGAUGUUCAGAGCCACAUAACUAUUUGGUAGUAGACUGAAUGCUGACAAUUCACUGGCUCCAGGCAUAAUCUGGCAUUCUAUACAGAAAGCAGUUCUGACCCUAUGUGCAAACAGGUGUUUGGAGCCCUAAAUCUCCAUCCACUGCCACGUAACUCAUGAUGAGCAUAAAUAGAAUCAGAGAAUUAUAGAAUCACUGAGAUCAAGUCCAACCCCAACCCACCCCUACCAUACCCACUGACCACAUCUCCACUGUUCUGAGACACCUCCAGAGAUGAUAACUCCACCUCCUCCUUGGGCAGCUGUGCCACUGCAUCUCUGCAGUUUAAGACAAGAUAGAUAUUAUUUCUAAUAUCCCAUUUGAAGUUCCCCCAGCGCAACUUAAAACCAUUACCUCUUGUCACUGUUACCUUGUAGAAAGGGCUGACCCCACCUCUCUACACCCUCCUUUCAGGUCACUGUAGGAAAUAUAAGGUCUCCCCCGAGCCUUCUCUUCUCCAGAUGGAACAAUCCUAGUUCCCUCAGCUGCUCCCCAUAAGAUUUGUAUUCCAGACCCUUCAUGAGUAGAAAGCCAGACACAAGUGGCAGAACGGCUCCUUCCUUAGCCUGAGAGGUCUCUGUUGCACAGGCUUAUGGCAGAGGACAAUUACCAAGCUGUGAGUAGGAUCAGGAAAAAGGACUUUUCUCCUCCAUUGGAGCAAAUGGGAAUAUAAGAGUCAUAAGGACAGUUGGGGAGGAAGCAGUUAGGGAGAAUAAUUAAAUAAUUAAAAAAAAGAAAUACCUGCUUUCAGGCAGUUCUCAUUGCCUGAGUCCCUGGGAACUGCACAGCUGAUCUUACUGCACCUGAGCUUACUGUGUAUUUUGGGUUCUGAGUGGAUGCCUGUAUCUUACAGGCUCCAGUUCACAGGUACAAGCCUGUGUAGAAUGGGAUCCAGCUGUGAUCAGGGCAAGCAGACCCACUUCCCUGACCUGUAGUUUUAAGAAGGACCAGCUCAGGCUCACCUGAAUGGGUACAUCGCCUUGUCUCCUAUUUGCCACUUACAGUGUGUGAGUAGAAUGAAGAGAAUGCAUUACAGCGAGUUGCAUCAGGAAAACAUCUCACCUAACAAAGCCUGUCAUAAUACAUGAAAUAACCAUGGAAGGAACUAAAUGUAUUAGUAUGGCCCAAAAAUGAUGUGUGUUUUCUCCAAGCUUGUAUUACAGUGGUGAGUAUAUUACUGAGAUGAGAAUUAGUGAGAUGUGUAUUGAACAUCUCAGUGAGUGUAAAGUAACAUUGCUGGAGUGGAGAACGUUGGCCAGAAUGAAUGAGAUGAGAACUACUUUUCACACCACCAGAUGGAGAAAUUGCAUUGGAAAAAAUUACAUUCACAGCUUCUGAAGCUUUGCAAAAUGAUUAAUUAAUGACACAAUUGGAGAUAUGCUAAUUUAUCCGGAAAUAUAAGUGUGACAGCAAAUCCAAAAGCAGGGUUUACGACUCAAGGCUCAGGCACUCAGGUAUUAAUGAUCAUAUCUCUGCUUUUAGUAUGUGGUGUGUGCAUGACGUGGGUGGUAAGAAGGAUGCUGAGGGAGGACUUGCAGGAUCUCCUGCUCUCCACUAGAGGGGACUUUGUUCUUCCUUUGCAAUAUCUGAGACAACUUUAAAAGCAGGUUGUGCUGGAUGGAUUUUGUUUUAUUUGUGAUGUUAAACCGAGCCUGGCUUUAGUUACAUCUCUUCCUUGACCUAAAGAAGACUUUCACAGCAUCACUUUAGCUACCUGAGCCAUCUUCCUUUUCCAGUAUUAUCCUUCCUUUUGUUAACAGAUGUGACAGUUGGCUUAAAAUCCCAUCAACGAUAUAAAAGUAAUCAGGAAUGCAGUUAUUGCCUUCAGGGGGUGAAGGUUGAACUGAUCUAUCCCCGGAAGGCUGCAGUAAGGAUCAUGAGUCUGGAUGAGCAGGUCAAUAGGAGGGUCUGGGAAGCUGGAGUUUUGAAUUUCAUCCUGGUUUAUUUUGGAAAAAAAAAAAUAAAAAA